CCUGAAUCCUUGUCGAGACAACCAAAAUCCAUGUGGCAGCUACAGCGCAAUCAGAAGCACAUUGACCGAUUACAAUCAGAAGGGGUGGUUGUGUUAUAGUCGAUGUCUUUUUUGGUACUAAGGUGAUCGGUGAAACAGAUGUUUGCAUUAUAAGACGCUCGUAAAUGUCAAUAUAUGUUAUAAAUUUAUAUUCCUAACUAAUGUAUGAUGGUGCAUUUGUGAUAACACUAAACGGUUGAAGUGGAACAAAACUCAAGCGCAUUCAACAGUGUGUUAACCAGAAUGCAUUUUCGUCUGUAAUGCUAAAGAUCUUUAAACAUACAUACAUUUUUGCCAGUGGCCAGUACGUAUGCGUCUUCCAAGUACUGCAGCUAUUAACACCAUUUUGCCUCUAAGAUCUAUAGCCCCGUUCAUGUGUUUGAAUAAUAUGCAAUAUAAUUAUAGAGGUAUUCAUCAAUACAUCGUAUACACCUAGGUUGGUCUGAAGAGAGCCUAAACAUCGAUUUGGCUUCAAAUCCAGGUUUCGUCAUAUAUAAUAACGUUAAGCUUAUUUCAAAAUAUAGGAAUGCAGGUGCAGGUGUAUCGGAGUGGAGGGGUUCUUCGUUUAUAAGCGUAAGACUCGCCGUUUAGGGACAAACAAGUGUAGAUCAGAAAACAUACAAUGUUUAUCCUUUUGCUUCUGUCCUGCUUGAGUGUGGUGCUGGCUGUUCCAGUACAAUUGGGAGGAUAUGGAGAAGUUUAUUCUCAGGCACCCCUCAUUCAUGCUCCAGUAGUCCAUGCUGAGCCAGUUUCGUACCCAAAAUACACUUUCAACUACGGAGUCAAGGACCCUCACACCGGAGACAUUAAAAGUCAAGAGGAGCAUAGGGACGGUGAUGUCGUCAAAGGUAGCUACUCGUUAGUUGAAGCUGACGGCACCACUCGCACUGUUCAUUAUACGGCUGACGAUCACACUGGAUUUAACGCCGUAGUACAGAGAUCAGGCCACGCUGUACAUCCAGUACAUGCUCCUGUGGCUCAUUAUGCCCCUGCGCCUGUGCUCAUCUCUUCUUACGGACACCAUUAGAUUAACAUACAACGUUAAAACUCUAGAUAUACUCGCAACAAUGAUAUUUAUAAAUUAGUUAACAUAUUAAGAAACUUCCUAUAAUCGUAGCAUCUGAAGUACAAGUAAGUUUUAAUGUUAUUUAAAAAAAAAUCCAUUAAACAUGUUUUUGUUAUCUUAAAAUAUAAUAAAACCACAAUAAAACUUUGUAUAUUU
Danaus plexippus (monarch butterfly) is the source of this 1261-nucleotide messenger RNA. RefSeq names its product cuticle protein 19-like (gene CPR129). The transcript is spliced from 9 exons. The record is from RefSeq and is a predicted model, not a curated record. NCBI's taxonomy places the organism in Eukaryota, Metazoa, Arthropoda, Insecta, Lepidoptera, Nymphalidae. Gene Ontology annotation, cellular component: extracellular matrix. The coding region runs from base 662 to 1066 and encodes 134 amino acids.